GCUGGCCGCGUCCCCUCCCCGCGGGUCCCCCCUUCCCUGCGCCCGCGACCAUGGCGCGCGGCGGCCGCUGCCCGGCGCUGGCCUUGGGGCUCCUGCUGGCGCUGGCGCUGGCCCCGGGCGCGUCGUGGGCCAAACCCACCGUGCGCAAAGAGCGCGUGGUGCGGCCCGACUCGGAGCUGGGCGAGAGGCCCCCCGAGGACAACCAGAGCUUCCAGUACGACCACGAGGCCUUCCUGGGCAAGGAGGACUCCAAGACCUUCGACCAGCUCACUUCGGAGGAGAGCAAGGAGAGGCUGGGGAAGAUUGUUGACCGAAUUGACAAUGAUGGGGAUGGCUUUGUCACCACUGAGGAGCUAAAAACUUGGAUCAAAAGGGUGCAGAAAAGAUACAUCUAUGAUAAUGUUGCUAAAGUCUGGAAGGAUUAUGAUCGGGACAAAGAUGAUAAAAUUUCCUGGGAAGAAUACAAACAAGCUACGUACGGGUAUUACCUAGGAAACCCUGAAGAGUUUCAAGAUAGUUCUGAUCAUAACACCUUUAAAAAGAUGCUACCACGUGAUGAAAGAAGGUUCAAGGCUGCGGACCUUAAUGGGGACCAGACUGCCACUCGGGAGGAAUUCACUGCCUUUUUGCACCCUGAAGAGUUUGAGCAUAUGAAGGAAAUUGUGGUGUUGGAAACCCUGGAGGACAUUGACAAGAACGGGGACGGGUUUGUGGAUCAGGAUGAGUAUGUGGCUGAUAUGUUUUCCCAUGAGGAGAAUGGCCCAGAGCCAGACUGGGUUUUGUCAGAACGGGAACAGUUUAAUGAAUUUCGAGAUCUGAACAAGGAUGGGAAGUUGGACAAGGAGGAGAUUCGCCACUGGAUCCUCCCUCAGGACUAUGACCAUGCGCAGGCUGAGGCCAGGCACCUGGUGUAUGAGUCUGACAAGGACAAGGAUGAAAAACUAACCAAAGAGGAAAUACUGGAUAACUGGAACAUGUUUGUGGGAAGCCAAGCUACCAAUUAUGGAGAAGAUCUCACAAAAAAUCAUGAUGAACUUUGAGAUACACCUCCACAAUAUAGUUAACUAUCUUGAAAGUUUCCUUCUUUGUCAAAUGGUUGCAAUAUUUGUCCUUUACAGCAUUGGGUCUCCCCCAAAGAAAGAUUAUAACCUCAGAUUGAGGUUAAAAUGGUUUUUCACCCAAUAUUUACUGGAAAAAAUAGUCAUCGCUAUUCUUCAGUGAAUUCUCUUGGAUCUUCUGAAAAUCAUGGCAAAAUGGGGAUGCAUUCUAAAGACAUGACCAUUUAGCUCUUUCCACUAAUUUUAAAUUAAAGGAGAAAAUUUUGGAAAGCCCUGUUACUUUUGGUGGUCAUAUAUUGGAAUGAAUGCUAUGUAUUUUAACUGCAUUUUUUUUUAUCCUCUGCCACUGUUAACUAGUUGAUGAAAGAACUUUCUAAUUAGGUGACAAUAGUAUCAGAAAACAGGAAUAUUUCAGAACAAGUUAAUACUUCAAAUUCCUCCCUUUUUGACUUUGUGCUCUGAACUGUUACUACACAUGAUACCUAAAACUGCUGUGCACUUGCACAUUUUCUGCUAAAAACAAAAAAUCCACUUUACGUAAGCAAUCAAGAAAGAUAAUGUGAAAAUGAAAGGAAUUUAGAGUAGGGAAAAUGACUAUCAAGCAUGAUGAACUAUUUGAAGAUAGUAAACACUUGAUUAUACUUGAGAAACUUUUCUUGACAGAUAAAAGUGGUAUAUGUGAGCUCUGAAAAAGUGAACAAAAAUGCAAACAUUUUUUGUGUGAUCAUUGAUAAAAUGUGGGAGCGGGAUCCUAGGGAAACUGACCUAAUAAAGCUGGAGCCCUUCACACCCAGUUCUAAGAAGUCCAUGAUCCUCAGAUCUGCUCCGAGGACCAUGUACCCUGAGGAAUUAGGACCAAGUGAUAUUCCAAGUCACUAGCUGAACGGAUUGAAACAAGUUCAAAUGUGUUGAAAAUCUACCUUCCAAGAAAGUGAAAUAAA
Suncus etruscus (white-toothed pygmy shrew) is the source of this 1999-nucleotide messenger RNA. RefSeq names its product reticulocalbin 1 (gene RCN1). Gene Ontology annotation, cellular component: endoplasmic reticulum. Gene Ontology annotation, molecular function: calcium ion binding. Bases 51 to 1040 code for a protein of 329 amino acids. Lineage: Eukaryota; Metazoa; Chordata; Mammalia; Eulipotyphla; Soricidae. The record is from RefSeq and is a predicted model, not a curated record. The transcript has 6 exons.